AUCAUCAUGUUCGUCAGGCCCAAGUUUGACGCGUCCAGCGCGGACCUGCAGCGGUCGGAGCGGGCCAUUGUAUGCAGGGCUGAGAGGCUCUUGAACGACGCGUCGGCGGAGGUGAAGGCGGCUCACCCGGGCAUUCAGUUGGAGUCUAUGCUGGGCGAGGGAGACCCAAGGGACGUUCUCUGCAACCGCGCCAGCGAGGACUUUGUCGACUUCAUCAUCGUCGGCAGCCAGGGCAAGACCGCUCUUACGAAAGCAAUGAGGGGGAGUGUGUCCCAGCACCUGCUGCACCAUGCGCCAUGCCCUGUGCUGAUUUACCCACCGUCACGCGCCAAGGUCCUCACUAACGACUUCAAACGCGAGGUGAACGAGAUGGCGACGAAGAGCCACCCGAACCUGGUGCGGCUGGUGGGGUACUGCCUGGACUUCAGUCCUGUGACUGAGAGGAUGGAGCAGAUCGUCAUCUACGAGUUCAUGGCCAACGGCGACCUCGAGCAGUGGAUCGGACCCUCCGCAAAAGAGCCUCUCACGAUCCGGCAGCGGCUGGACAUUCUCAUAGGCAUGGCUCGUGGCCUCGAGUAUCUUCACGAGUUUGGGGUGGUGCAUCGCGACAUCAAGCCCGCCAACGUCCUCCUCGACGACAAGAUGAAGGCUAAGUUGGCCGACUUUGGGCUGGUGAGGCAUGGAGAGGGUACUUCUGUGGCUGCCACUCGAGUGAUGGGAACACCAGGCUACGUGGACCCUGCCUACUACAAGUCACAAAAGGCCACUCCCAUGGCUGAUGUGCACAGCUUUGGAGUGGUGAUGCUGACAGUGCUCACGGCACGCAAGGCUAUCUGCAACUUAGAGUCAGACCAGGUCAACCUGAAGACUUGGGUGACUCCUCUCGUUGCAUCUAGCAACGUGGCAGCCUUCAAGGACCCUGACUUAGAAGCACCGGAUACCAUGGUACUACGAAUGGCUCGUCUUGCCAUAAGCUGCACUGCCAUGCCCACUGCGACCCGCCCCUCAAUGAGUCGAGUGCUGGCAGAGCUGAUGGUUAUUAAGGAUGAGUUCCUAGGCCUAGAGACCAAUAGGAUGGCUGAGCGCAUUGAUAGAGAGCUAGACGCCUCGACACCACAAGACUUUGAUGGGGAGCUAGCUCGCAUCGCAAGCAUCAAGUCCUAUAGUGGAAUGUGAGCUGCUGGAUGGCUUAUAGAUUUUCAAUCGCAG
Closterium sp. NIES-67 is the source of this 1209-nucleotide messenger RNA. Lineage: Eukaryota; Viridiplantae; Streptophyta; Zygnematophyceae; Desmidiales; Closteriaceae. The record is from the annotation of a GenBank genome assembly.